GAGAUUCUAGUAGAUUUUUAUUAAUUCUCACUGAUUUUCGUUGAUUCUCGCUCACGGUGGAUGUGCAACGAUUUAGCUGUGACAAAAACUCAUUUGCUAACAAAUCUUAAAAUUGUUGAAAUUAUUUUAGAUUCUACGAGUUGAACGCACUACGUACAUUCUGAAAAAUGAGCGUAACGUUACAUACGGAUGUCGGCGACAUAAAAAUAGAACUGUUUUGUGAGAUGUGUCCGAAGACGUGCGAGAAUUUUCUUGCGCUCGGCGCCAGUGGAUACUAUGACAAUUGUCUGUUUCACCGGAAUAUAAAAGGCUUUAUUGUCCAAACUGGAGAUCCUACUAAUACGGGUAAAGGAGGCACCUCUAUAUGGAAUCGCAAGUUUGAAGAUGAAUUUAAAGAGGAGCUUAAACACAAUGCGAGAGGUCUUGUCUCCAUGGCUAACAAUGGCCCUAAUACAAAUGGCAGUCAGUUUUUCAUUACUUACGCACCUCAAUCACAUCUGGACCUAAAAUAUACUUUGUUUGGAAAAGUCAUUGAUGGUUUAGAAACCUUGGAACAAUUGGAAAAACUACCGGUGAACCCUAAAAAUUAUAAACCACUCGCAGAAAUCAGGAUAAACAAUGUAACUAUACAUGCUAACCCAUUAGCGGGAUAGACCUGAAUGAUGAAAUGUUUUUUAUCA
Messenger RNA from Cyphomyrmex costatus, 680 nucleotides. Its product is annotated as peptidyl-prolyl cis-trans isomerase-like 3. The record is from RefSeq and is a predicted model, not a curated record. Gene Ontology annotation, biological process: protein peptidyl-prolyl isomerization; protein folding. The coding region runs from base 168 to 653 and encodes 161 amino acids. Lineage: Eukaryota; Metazoa; Arthropoda; Insecta; Hymenoptera; Formicidae. The transcript is spliced from 4 exons. Gene Ontology annotation, cellular component: catalytic step 2 spliceosome. Gene Ontology annotation, molecular function: peptidyl-prolyl cis-trans isomerase activity.